Molecule: messenger RNA, 2854 nt
Organism: Seminavis robusta
Lineage: Eukaryota; Bacillariophyta; Bacillariophyceae; Naviculales; Naviculaceae
Source: the annotation of a GenBank genome assembly
CUGCACUCGAUCGUCAACCAUCUGUCGGGUCAUGGUUUUGUUGCCGCCCAGAGAUGGAUGGCACAACUUGUCUUCUGGAACCAUUUGCAAGGAAGACAAUAAACACCUGUGACGAAUAGGCGCGUCAAUGACAAGUUUGUUCUAUUGUAAGGAAGCAUCCAACUCGUUUGACAAGUACAGAACAGGCAGCAAUGUCGUCAUUGCCACCCAUAAUGGCACCGGAGGUGCGAGGCACAUCGGAUCUGACUUUGCAGGACAUGUGCAACUUUCUUGAAGAGAUUAGUUUUUUCAGUUCUCCAUCCGAUGGAAUGGAUGUCUCCCCGGAUAACGCCAGAGAGCCCAAGAGCGACGACAACGGCGACGAUGGCGACGACAACGAUGACGAUGGCGAAGAUGGUGGAAUGCAAAGAGGAUGUAAAAGGCGAAGAGUCGAGGGCGGUGCCAUGGCAGGAAACACAAUGGAUGUUUGCGUGCCUUCGAGGGAAGCCAUGGAUUUCUUGCAGUCUUCCGUUAGAGGUGCCCCCAGCUUUCGUGGCCAUGCCAUGCGACUCUGGACAGUGUCAAUGGGAAGCGUGCAACGAACAAUUUCUGGCUUGACAUCGGGUUUAAGCUUCUUAUCACCAAGGCGACGUACUUCGUCUCAAUCGUUAUCAUCUUCUUCUGGCGUGGCAUUCCAGACCGAGAUGGCUCCAUCCAAUCCAUCAAAGCCAGAAGACCCAACGGACGGCUCUUGCUCUCUUCAUCAGCUGAUGUUGUUGGAUAUCGACUCAGCUCAAGCCAAAGACUUCAACGAAACUUGCUCAUUGCCGCUUUCGCCCUUCUUUGGGCGAGGGUCGCUGCACAUGGCACUUUGUAAGGGAGCGCCGUUGGAAGUGGUGCAAGACCUGCUUUCGCUCGAUCCAAGAGCAACAAGGCAGCGUGAUAUGGACGGAAUGACGCCCCUCCAUCUCGCGCUCAAGUUCAGGGCACCUGUAGAAGAGGCUGUGCUGGCUGUGCUUGCAAUGGAUCCGGAGGUGGCGAACAUGCAAGAUUGCUAUCAAAUGAAGCCACUUGAUUGGGCUCUACUGAGCGGCGUCCCAUCUGAGUCCGCCAUUGUUAAGGAGCUAGAGAAGCUUGGCACCUAUUCGGAGGCUAAGCAGCGCCGAAGCUCCUGGCACCCCAUGGAUGCCGACAAGUUGCAACCGUCUCCGCUGUCCCAUGAUGGCAUGUGGUGGGAGGAGGCAAAUGGAUCUGUCGCUCACAGACGCAGUUGUCCCGAAAUUAUCUGCGAGAAACCAGGCGACGACAACGACAGCAAACGAAAUGGCGAAGUGUUGGAUCUGUUGCUGGACCGCUGCCACGAACAAACCAAGUGGAUAUACUCGAAAGUACUGGCGGACCUGAAACAAGUUGGACUCGAGGGGAAUCGGGGAAGAAAUCUGGAAAGCCAACACGUGGAAAGGCUUUCCGACAUGAGCUUUCUGUUUCGGUCUUUGUCACUCCAGUGUGAUGGCCUUGCACCAGACAGCAAGGCAGACAUGUCCGACCCUCAGAAGCCUCGACGAAAGUCCUCAUGUGACACCGUGGAGGCAAGUAACACAUGUUAUAUCCGAAAACAUUCUUCAGCAGCAUCGACUGGGAGUGGCGCAUCAGGGGAAAGCGCUGCUCCUUCGCUCGAAAAAACAGUCGACACAACGCUGUGUAGCCAAUCGACAGAGACGCUGACGGCGUUGAAUCCGGCCGGGAGUGUGGAAGACAACGAUUCCAUUGAAAGCAAUCCAGGCAGGUUUGUCGACAUCGAUGAACCACACCGCGUUUCCUUUGUCAGGUGGUGUGAAUCAGAGCCGUGCGACAGAGCUGGGAGCCCACCACCCAACCGGAGCCUCGGGGUUGCCUCUGAUGUUAACACGAGCAACGCAGCUUUACAGACGGCCCUUGGAAAGAUCGAAAGCAAACGGUUGCUUCCGACGGAUGUUGCGUCGCGCCUGACAAUCGGUAAUGGCCUUCCUGGUUGUCUGCAGGACCCGCCGCUCCCACCACUCCCAUCACUUCGUAUCUGCCAAAGAGAGCAAACCACCGAUACCGGUACAAGUGGAACGGUUGAAGCACGCCAUCAAGCAAAGCCAUCCGCCACAAGCAAAACCGAAAGCAGACCCCCCUUAACAGCCGCUGUUUCACUUCAGCAUGACAAGAAACAUCUGAGACUUCCACGAAGUCAGUCCCUUUCACUCCAGCCCGGUCACCAGCAAGCGCAUCAAUUCCGUCGAGAACCCAUGGAAACUGAGCGGGACGCGAGUUCUACGACUGCCCUUGAUGAAACCCACGAGACGAAGAAGCUUCGCGCUCACCAAGCCUCUAUAAAAGCGCAAAAGACAACAAGCGGAAAACUGAAGGUGAUCAUGGAGAUCAUGAACAACAUAGGAGGGCCACCAAGUACUGGUACCGAUAAGGCUGGUCCUCGCAGAUACUACUUUCGCGUCCAAAAGAUUGUUCGAUGUCUGCACGGUUGCUACGGGGGGAACGUCGAAGCAUUCUGCGAAACCAAUCCAAAGUUAGAUGUUUCGCGGUACAAGUGCCCCAAUGGCCACGACCACCGCACCAGAAAGGGCAUGAAAUCUGUGGCUGGGGCUUUGUCUCCUCCUGUUGGAUCUCUUUGAAUACGAUUCGAUUCGGACUCAAGGUGGUUGGAGCUGUUGCGUUGCCGGACUGUGAUUUGUACUACAUGAAUUAAUCAUUUAUCUAGCUAGGAAGCAUCUAUAAUGAUUCAAUCGUCGUUCUCUUUGGGCCAUUGGCAAUCGCCUUGAAUACCGUACCGUAUGUUUGGGAAGGGAACUUCCACCAACGCCAAACCUUCGUACAGUAUCUUAUUUCUACC